Dichomitus squalens LYAD-421 SS1 is the source of this 1803-nucleotide messenger RNA. RefSeq lists its product as uncharacterized. Lineage: Eukaryota; Fungi; Basidiomycota; Agaricomycetes; Polyporales; Polyporaceae. Gene Ontology annotation, molecular function: ATP binding; cAMP-dependent protein kinase activity. The transcript has 10 exons. The record is from RefSeq and is a predicted model, not a curated record. Gene Ontology annotation, biological process: peptidyl-serine phosphorylation. Gene Ontology annotation, cellular component: cAMP-dependent protein kinase complex; nucleus. The coding region runs from base 1 to 1275 and encodes 424 amino acids.
AUGCGCUUCUACGUCGACUCGCGCAUGGAGGCGAUGAUGAACUUGAAGAUCACGGGCAAGGGGGGCAAGGACUUCUUCAAGCGAGGCCACUACCCUGCCACGGCCGCUGACAGCGCUUCCCAGACCCCCCUGAAUACAUGGAUCAAGAUCGCAGAUUUCGGCUUCGCCAAGCACUGCACGAUGACCGUCUGGACGCUGCGUGGUACCUCAGACUACCUUGCACCCGAGCUUACUGGCAACGUGUGGUACAAUAACAGUGUGGAUUGGUACGCCCUUGGGGUGCUCAUCUUCAAGAUGCUCUCCGGGCUGCCGCUGUUCCACGAGCCAGACAUCUCGCCCGUCGUGUCGUGCGAGAAGAUCGCGUGGGGCCUGGCGUGCAUAAUGGCCGGCGUUCAACGCAAACACUACCGAUCUGAGCUAAAGGAGUAUCAAGUGGCUCGAACUGUCCCCGCAAACACAUACGCAGGGGAGCAUGCCAACUAUACCUCACCAACUUCUGCCCUCUGGGACCCGACUGCCCCCACAGCCAGUAUGCGCAUCUGCCAGCAGAUCUCACCCAUCCUUGACCAGAGCACGGGGAGAGCUGUGCCAGACGUCAUGCAGUCAUACCUGCACCGAAUCCACGAAGGGCAGGCCAUCGGCAACCGAUCCGAUAGCCGCAGCACGAGCAGCCAUGGCUCGGACAACGACCUUGCCGUGAAGAUCGAAGACAACAUCUUGAACGCGCUCGGCCAGCUCGCCCUCGACGAGCACGGGCACCCGACAGGGAACUCGUCCACAAUGUCGUCAAUUCAGCAACUGAAGAAGGCGACAACGUCCCCGCUGCACUGUGUCAAACCGAUAGAGGAGGACCCGCUCGCUCCUGGGCCAAGCGUCAACAAGUUAUCUUUCCCCACAAGCGUGUACUUCGGGAAGGUUAGGGCCCUACCGAGACUGGAGGGAGUUGAGUACCCCGAGCGGGGCCUCGUAGACAAGUUCGUCGGUGCGUACUUCGCCCGUUUCCACUUCCUCAUGCCCAUAUUGGAUAACCCGGACUUUAUGCGCCAGUAUAGGUACCUCUUGGAUCGCCCAGUUUUGUCUCGCUUCGUGGACGAUCUGCGGCUGAAGACGACCGAUCACCUCAAGGAAGCCGGUAUGGGCAUGGUUUACCAUGAACGUGCGCUUAUCUUGCACUACAUCAGUGCCGCCUCGAUGCAGGUCGAGCACGUUCAAUGCUUCUUGCUGAUGUCUUCGUUCCUGUGUCCCAUCAACGGCUUAUCGCAAGCGUGGCUUUGAGUCGGGCAAGCUGUCCGCGCAGCACAAGACAUCAGUCUUCCCACGCCUUCUCAUCUCUCUGGUUGAGAAUGAGACGUGUUGUAAGAUCUGAUGCUGAUUGCGACGUGGACAUCCCCGUCAAGCUCGACAAUCAACUGCACCCGCAACACUUUGCAGGCACCUUGCUCCCCCAGGGCAGAUCUCGCUCAUGCAGGGAUCCAUCGAGCUCAUCUUGCUUUACAGGAUCGCUGGACGAGUCCUCCACGAGGUAUACGCACUUGACAAGGACCACCUCGAGAUGGACAAACGGGCUGAGCUGCAGCGGUCCAUCGAGACGUUCAACUGACACCUCACCAAGUGGUGGGAAGACCUCCCUGCGGUCUUCAAGUCGAACUGGAUGUGGCCAGCAAAGUCCGCUGGUGGUGCGCAGAGCGGACCUUGUCGCCCAGAUGAGUUUUGUCCCAUCUAGUGUCGCUUGCGUUGAGGAUGCCCUGCCACAAUAUGGCGCACGGCACACUGCGUCUGGAGGGCGGUUGUUCUGUGAUGAAC